Achroia grisella is the source of this 1157-nucleotide messenger RNA. Its product is annotated as probable 3-hydroxyacyl-CoA dehydrogenase B0272.3. Lineage: Eukaryota; Metazoa; Arthropoda; Insecta; Lepidoptera; Pyralidae. Gene Ontology annotation, biological process: fatty acid beta-oxidation. Gene Ontology annotation, cellular component: mitochondrion. Gene Ontology annotation, molecular function: NAD+ binding; (3S)-3-hydroxyacyl-CoA dehydrogenase (NAD+) activity. The record is from RefSeq and is a predicted model, not a curated record. The transcript has 5 exons. Bases 201 to 1121 code for a protein of 306 amino acids.
UUUCACGACUGUUAUUUCUUAUCAGUAAGUUGACGUUAGUGCAAGUGGGUUUCAUUUAUAUCUGGCGAAUAAAUAACCGACUUAUUUACGUAUCUACUCCGUCGGCGCUAAUGUAAACAUCACGGAUCGCCUCGAUACUGAGUAAAUUAUCAUUCGUACGCCUUCUCGCUUCAACUGCGCACGAGAUUUAUAAAUCUAAAAUGAAUAAAUUAGUCAGUUUGACAAGGAAUUUUUCUAGUUCCUCCUCUUUAAAUGCGAUUAAAACGGUGACUGUAAUUGGCGGAGGGCUUAUGGGCUCCGGAAUUGCUCAGGUUGCAGCCCAAGCCGGUCAAAAUGUGACCAUAGUUGAUUUAAAACCAGAACUACUUGAGAAUGCACAGAAAUCCAUUCAGAAUAACUUACGAAGGGUCGGCAAGAAGACUUUCAAGGAUGAUGCGGCGAAAAUUGAAAACUUUGUAAAAGAGUCCACAUCUAGAAUUAAUACAUCCACCAAGGUGGAAGAUGGUGUCAAUGCUGAUCUUAUAAUUGAAGCAAUUGUUGAGAAGCUGGAUGUAAAGCAAGAGUUAUUCAAUAAACUUGAUCAGUUGGCUCCAGAACACACGAUUCUAGCUACGAAUACGUCUUCGAUUAGCAUCAAUGCUAUUGGUGCUGGCAUUAAGAGGAAAGACAGAUAUGGUGGACUCCAUUUCUUCAACCCGGUGCCGGUGAUGCGCUUGCUGGAGGUGAUUAAAGGUGACCAGAUAUCAGAGGCCACUUACCAGACCCUGAUGGAGUGGGGGAAGUCCAUCGGAAAGACCUGCAUCACUUGCAAGGACACCCCUGGAUUCGUGGUGAACAGACUCCUGGGCCCGUACAGCGCUGAGGCAAUAAGGCUGUAUGAGAGAGGAGAUGCGUCUGCGCAAGACAUAGAUGUGGGUAUGAAACUCGGCGCGGGGCUACCAAUGGGACCGUUGGAAUUGGCUGAUUUCACUGGACUGGACCUUAAAAAGGCUAUUUUAGAAGUCAUGCUAGAAAAAACUGGGCAUCCCGUAUUUAAACCAAUACCACUUUUGAAUCAGUUGGUUAGCGAGGGUAAAUACGGACGGAAAACUGGAGAAGGGUUUUAUAAAUAUAAUAAAUAAAUAAUCAAGAAUCGGCAAAUUUUGUUAUUCCUGAGA